Molecule: messenger RNA, 3307 nt
Organism: Didymodactylos carnosus
Lineage: Eukaryota; Metazoa; Rotifera; Eurotatoria; Philodinida; Philodinidae
Source: the annotation of a GenBank genome assembly
UUGGUGCAACGAAUGUCCACAAAAGAAUUGUCAACAUACAGCGGAGAGCGCACGAUUGGCAGCACAAUGGUUGGACGGAAAGGACAGGCCACGGUUCUCAUAUCUGGAUAAAAUGUUUUUAAAAUAACCGAAACUCGGCAUUUGCCAUUCGGAAGCUCGUCACGAAACUUGAUGAAUAUCAAAUAAUAUUCAUUUUGCAAUCAAAUUAAUCAACACAGAGUGGCAAAGUGUAUCUGUUAACAAUCAGCAAAUCAUUUUUCACAUGUGUUCAUCUGCAGUGAGUGAACGGGCGUAAAAUCGAUCAAACAUAAGCAAGAAAACUGGAAAAAGUCUACAAAAUUAAGGGUGAAUUUUACCAUAUUUCUCCUGUAAUCCGUGUUUUGAAGCUCAGCUCCAGCAUUUUCUGCCAAAUAGUGAUUGAUUAGAUGAGCUCUAUCGUUUAAACACAUGAUUUAAAACAAUGGUUCCUGUUUGAAGAAAAAAGGUUGAAAACAAGGAAGUAAACUGAAAAGGAGGAUUCGUAUGUACAUUCAGUGUCAGUUAACUUAAUUUUGUUUGUAAUAUGAAAAAGGUGAUGCAUAUCGAUAUAUAUAAUGCAUAUUAAAAUGAAGGUUUGCCACUUAUAUUUUACAUACGAAAUUUAUGUUUUUACGAUUUGAGUGUAUCGGUACAUGAAGACGAUCAUCAGCGUCCAAAAAGGAGCAUAUCAAUAACCAGAUAACUGUAUAUGCAAACGAGAGAUCGAUCACGAAGAUUGUGAAAAUCACGUUUAACCUGAACGACGCUGUCCGUCUAUUGAGCGCUCAAGUUUUUCAAGUAUUAAAUCCCCAUAUAUUAUGAGCGGUCGUCGUUUCCGACUUCGAGAACAUAUUUAAAGAAGUUUCUUUUAGGUCCAAUGAAUCAUUUGUCUAGCAUGUUCUGAGCCGAUUUCUACAGAAAAACUUCCAUGUUAAAGAUGCACAGUAUAUCCGUUUGCUCCAACGGGCAUCGGAGGAAAACUUAUUGAUUCUUGGAAAUUCUUCAGAAUAACUUUAACAAAAUAGCAUUUUUGCUGAAAACUAAUUGUAGAAAGAACAUAUUCUGAUAGUAUUAGAGAUUCUUUUAGAAAUUUUCCUGUCGUACGAAUUCUUUUAAUUCUUACGGGUAGAUUCUGCACCUUUGACUGUCAUUUUUAAUUAGUGUCCUAAUUAUUAUCAUUGACCGACCGGUAUGGUUCCCUCUUCUUACGUUGGUUUCCAAAAAAUGCUUCUAAAUCGCAGUCCUCUUAUACAAAACCACGUUUUCUUAGAAAAUCGCGGUUUUUCUACUUCUAAUGAGAUGGAAGUAGAAAGUGGGCCAUCAGUAGAGUCCUGUGGGACAAACUUUUCUGUGACCCCGAGUCCGAAGGUAAAAAUUUUUGUCGCGUCCCGUAAGCCCGAGCUCAUGAGCAGAUAAUGUUGUCCAGAACCCGUCUGUCCGGUGAAAAAUUAGCCGUACUAGUAGUAGUACCACAAACACGAUGACAUUUUUUUCUUCGUAUAAAUGUUAAUUACAGAGAAUAUAAGCCCCGAGCCCAUGAGUACAAGCCCGUAAACUUUUUUUGUAUCGAUCCCGUCUGUCCAACGGGACCGGACAGACGGAAUGGGAUUCGGGGCUGCCUCCCAGGAGUCUAGCCGUCUGUCAAGGGCUCGGAGAAGAGCUAUAGGUUAAUUAAUCAGCACUGCGGUUACACUUGAUUCAGAAGAGCAACACGUUGAACCGCGAUUGAGCAAAUGUAUCCAGGUGGACGGUGGUUACGCUUGAAAUCGCGAGAAACAAGGCGUUAACCACUUAAACGCAUGCCGGUGUAUGUAAUGGUACAGGAUCCUAAAAAUAACAGUUUGUGAUACUAUUUUCUUCUAAAAAGAAUCAAACAUUUUCAAUAAUUAGUUUAUUUAACAAUUUCCGAAAUAAUAUGGGAGACUACGGGAGGUUAUGAGAGCGCAUAGAAUAUUAUCAAUUACUUACAUGUAACCUUUCUCUUUUCUUUGUUCAUUUACCUUGUCAUAAAUUAAACGAAAGAUAAGAAUUAUAGUAUCUUUAUGUUAUAUAAAAUCAUAUGUACGAAAUUACUUUGUUAUAUGUAACAUCGUUUGUUUGAAAACUUUCGAAGGUUUGAUUCCGAAUUCCCCUUGUCGCCACAGUGACAACCAAAACAAUUAGUGCCAUAGAGCCUGUAUAGUACUGAUGGUGUUAAAUGCCGUGGACUAUAAGCAGAUGCUGCACAACACAUGCGACGCCUUCUUAUUACCUAUACGGCAUUGUUCCGACAAUCUUAGUGGCACAUUUUAUGAGUCGCACGAUACUCUCCUGAUUUAGUUUUGUAUGACAUGAGCAUAAGUAUUUGCAAAAAGAAAACGCAUUCCUUCGUAACCCCUAGCUAAACUCAAUUGCAGCCCACCGAAUUUUUACGCAAAAACACUCGAAAAUUUUCAAACAAACGAUGUUACAUAUAUCAAAGUAAUUUCGUACAUAUGAUUUUAUAUAACAUAAAGAUACUAUAAUUCUUAUCUUUCGUUUAAUUUAUGACAAGGUAAAUGAACAAAGGAAAGAGAAAGAGUACAUAAAUAAACAUAAUUGUACUCCAUAUGAGCAAGGAAAAACAGUUGAAAUCAAAGAAUUAUUUUCACAUGAAAAUGGUAAUAAAAAAUUUGUAGGAAAUCCAAAUGAUCCAAUUGAAUGGAUAAAAAUUGGUAAACAUAUUGAUCAAGACGCCAAAGCAAUUCGAUCAAUGUUAAAAUCUUAUUCUCAUCGAUAUAAAUAUAAUAGUAAGAGUAAAAUGAAAGUAGAAAUGAUUGAUUUGGGCAAUUACAAAGGUAUCGAAAAGAUUAUACGAUAUUUUGAUCAAGCUAAUGAAACACAUUUCAAUCCAGAAGAUCGAAAUCAGCAUCAAUUAUUAUAUAUUCUUAAUCUUAUCUGUUGUCACCCUAAUUUUAAUGAAUAUGAAUUUCAAGGUCAAACAUAUCGUGGUAUGAAAAUGGAUGCCGAUGAUUUAAAACAAUAUGAAAUUGGUGCUAAGAUCAUGACUAAAUCUUUAUUAUCAACUUUAAAAGAACGAUUUGUUGCUGAAAACUUUGCUACAAAAGCGAAACAAAAUGCUGAUGCUAAUAAAAUGAAAAGAUCUUGUAUUUGCAUAUAUAAUAUUCGAAAAGCUCAUACAGCAUUAGAUAUUGAAAAUUUAUCGGUAUUUCCAUAUGAAAAAGAAGUUCUUUUAAUUCCAUAUUCAGCAUUUAAAGUAGUCAAUAUUCAAGAAAUUAAUAAAGAAUAUGGAACUGAAAUUGAAAUUUAA